AUGGCGAUGUGCUGCGCGACGCGGCUAUCACCGCCGACAGCUUCCGCUUAUGCACCCCAAGGUCGGGUGCAAGAGCCUCUUCCCCCACGUUCCGUCAGCACGGGAGCUUUGAGCGAUCUCUGGGCCACGCAGUCGCUUUUCUGGGGGCUGAUGGUGCCGUUCUGGUCUCUCCGACGCAAAAUCGGCCCGAAGCUGGUAAAGGCCACGAUCUCCAUCGCGGCUGGUGGGGCUGGGGCUGAGGCUGUGCUACCUUCGUCGGAAGCUGAGGAGGCCGACCAGGAGGAGGAGAGGGAAGCUGCGGAAGAAAAGGAAGGACUUCUGCCCUCUACUGGGAAUGAGGCAAUCGACCAGUUGCUUGAUGUGGCCACCGACCUGAUCCCUGUGGUCGGCUCGGCGAAAUCCCUGGCGCAGGCGGAGACCAACAAUGAGGUGCUGCUGGCCUUGGGCGAACUUGCCUUGGAUGCGGUCACAUUGGGCGCCGGCUCAGCGGCCAAGGCCACAGCGGCCACGGUUUUCAAGAGAUCCGCGAAGGUGUCGAAGGGCAGAAGAAAGAUCCAACAACUGGCGAAAGUCAUGGCAAAAGCCACAGGCGCCAAGAAGGCCAACAGAUUGACGGUUGUUGCCAGGGCAGUGGAAAAAGCCAGCCGCGAUAUCGUCAAGUCCUUUCUGAGGUUGCGAGCGGGCUUUCGGCCUCUGCAUCGCUCUCCUCACGCCCUGGCGCAGGCCAAGAAGGUGAACCGCGGCCUGCGGUCCAGCCAUGCCCGAAAGAAGACAUUGUCGAAGAUCUUUGAGGUGCAGAGACAUCUGCAAAAAGAGCUGAGAAAGAAGGGCGUGGCUCUAAGCCGCUCAACUCCCCAAAACGCCGACGUCUGGAAGAAG
Symbiodinium sp. CCMP2456 is the source of this 879-nucleotide messenger RNA. Lineage: Eukaryota; Dinophyceae; Suessiales; Symbiodiniaceae. The record is from the annotation of a GenBank genome assembly.